AUGGAGGAGGUCAGAGAUGGAGGAGGUCAGAGAUGGAGGUCAGUGAUGGAGGAGGAGGUCAGAGAUGGAGGAGGAGGUCCAGAGAUGGAGGAGGUCAGUGAUGGAGGAGUGAUGGAGGAGGUCAGUGAUGGAGGAGGUCAGAGAUGGAGGAGGUCAGAGAUGGAGGAGGUCAGUGAUGGAGGAGGUCAGAGAUGGAGGAGGAGGUCAGAGAUGGAGGAGGAGGUCAGAGAUGGAGGAGGUCAGUGA
Knipowitschia caucasica is the source of this 246-nucleotide messenger RNA. NCBI's taxonomy places the organism in Eukaryota, Metazoa, Chordata, Actinopteri, Gobiiformes, Gobiidae. The record is from the annotation of a GenBank genome assembly.